This is a messenger RNA of Oryzias melastigma (Indian medaka), 1337 nucleotides long. RefSeq lists its product as uncharacterized. The transcript has 6 exons. Bases 34 to 1005 code for a protein of 323 amino acids. Gene Ontology annotation, biological process: response to bacterium. Lineage: Eukaryota; Metazoa; Chordata; Actinopteri; Beloniformes; Adrianichthyidae. The record is from RefSeq and is a predicted model, not a curated record.
CUUCUCUGCAGCGACCAGUCGACCAAAUUAAAAAUGAUGAUUCUGUUUUAUAUUCUUCUCAUUAUCACAAAGACAUGUUGCACAGAUGAGUAUAAGUUCAUGACAAAGACGGUUCCUGUUGGAGAAAAUGUUAACCUGAGCUGUGCCCGCAAAGCAAAUAUUCUCUACAGAGAGAACAUAUUUUGGAUCAGGAUUGUUUCUGGGAAAAAGCCAGAAUUUCUGGGAGCAACAAUAAACUUUGAAUUUGACUAUGACAUCCAGCCCAAACCACAUCACAUUACAGUGAAGCAAGGUAACAUGUCCUUUGUUCUGAAUAUAAACGGAGCCGAGGAAAGUGAUGAUGGUGUUUAUUACUGCUUUAAAGUUAAAGACCUGGAUUUGGUAUUUUUAACUGGAACAUUUCUGAGGGUAAAAGGCAGAGGACCAAACAUUGCUGCUGUCACUGAGAGGUUUUUAUCUGAUGGAGUCUAUCCAGGAGACCCGGUCACUCUGGAGUGUUCAGUCCUCUCAAGCUCUCCCAAUGAAACCUGUGGAGAAGAACAGAGAGUGUUCUGGUUUAAAACAGAGUCAAACGAGUCUCAUCCUCAUGUUAUUUAUGCUCACGGAAACCGUUCUGAUGAAUGUUUGAGGAGUCCUGAAGCUUCUUCUGAGCAGAAAUGUGUCUACAGCUUCACCAAGGACUUCAUCUCCUCUGAUGCUGGGACUUACUACUGUGCUGUGGCUGCAUGUGGAGAGAUCUUCUAUGGAAAUGGGACAACUCUGACAGAAUUUCAGAUGUGGAAUUUACAAACAGCCAACACAGUUCUUCUGAUCUUGUUAGCCAUUUUAUCUGCCAGCAUAUUAUUUAUAAUAGUUUUACUUUAUAAAUUGAAGAAAAAAUCCGGCACCAAUGAAGUAGAAAUCUUCCACUCCCCUGAAGAGCAUCAACACAGUGAAGAUUUUUCACGUAAAAAUUCAGCUGCAACCUUCACAAAGAGGAAGACUGGUAGAGCAACAAGAUCCUAGGAGUCCCUUCAAUUCUGAUUUAAUACAUUUAUGUCAGAUUAUGUAUUAAUUGAAUUUUAAAAAGAAAAAUAUGUAUUCUAUGUUCUGAUUCUGUGUGAACAAUAAAUAUUUUAGAAGUUCUAGAUUGUUAAAUUGAGUAAAAUUAUUAAAGAUAAAUAACUGAAUGACAUGUUAUACAAUGUUCCUUUGACUCGUACUGUUUAUUUUCUUCUUCUACAUCUUUCUAUCUUUCAUUUUCAAACCAUUUACAGAAGGAAUAAAUUAUCCUGCUUUAUUUUUAUUUGUUGAAGUAAUAUUAUUUUUUUUUUAGAGAAAAAUGUUUCACCAUAAUC